Fusarium subglutinans is the source of this 4173-nucleotide messenger RNA. Its product is annotated as het-E-1 heterokaryon incompatibility protein. The record is from RefSeq and is a predicted model, not a curated record. Gene Ontology annotation, molecular function: protein binding. Bases 1 to 4173 code for a protein of 1390 amino acids. The transcript has 3 exons. NCBI's taxonomy places the organism in Eukaryota, Fungi, Ascomycota, Sordariomycetes, Hypocreales, Nectriaceae.
AUGAGUACCCCAGUAUGCCUAUGGAAAAAAGCUCGUGAAAAUCUUCCAAAGGACGUGAAAGACUGGUUAGCCUCCCUCGAACAAGGCAUACAGCCCAACGCGACUGGGGCCGAACAGAUCGAUGCGCUCAUUGAACAGACAUCUGAAAAGCAAAAAGGCCUCGAAAAGUCAAAUCAUAAGUUCAGGAAGUAUUUUGACAAAGUCAUUCAUUGGUUGGAUAAGUUCAAAGGCAUUGGUGAUGUCGUUUCUUCAUUUGACCCCGUUCAUGCGGCCCUUCCAUGGGCUGCUUUCCGAUUCGUAUUGGAGGCUAUAUUGGCUGAAAGAGAACAGGCAGAUAGCGUUCUUGAGCUUCUAGCCUCAGCCCCGUACUUCGUUUUCUCUGGCCGUGUUCUGGAGAUGGUCUACACAAAGGAGUCCAUGAACAUUGGAGGAACUCAACACGAGAUCAAACUCAGUCAGCAGUGUCUCGAUAACUUGCACGAGGAACUGAUCAAGCUUUACUCCGAGAUGCUCAGUGCCCUUCAGUAUUGCUAUGUGAUUUCGAACCAACACAAGGUCAAACGCAAAGCAACGGCCAUUUUUAAUUCAUCCGAAGUUAUCAGCAUCCAUAAAGACCUGGAAUUCCAACAUAUGAAAGCCAUGGCUUGUGGAGAACACUGUCACAAACUCCUGAGUCACACUGUAUCACGCACAUCUCUCGACUUGUUGCAGAAGAUCCAGCCACAUGUCACCGAGCUAGGGGAUCGUGUUCGAGAACUACUAGUACGAAUCGAUGAGUCCGAACGACUUAAGACUCUUGAAAAUAUCUCAGGUAUCCUGUUCCGAGCUCACCAUGAGGAAGUUAGCGGCAAGCGGACGGCGGGUACUUGCGAAUGGAUAUUGAGAACAGAGAAGUUUACUCAGUGGGAGGAAAGGUUUUCCUCAGUCACCAUUCUGUACGGAAAUCCUGGAGCUGGCAAGACGUUUCUCACCUCCAGAGUAGUCGACUAUUGUAUGUCGAAGGCUAAAUCGAGCGAAGCAUUGGCCUUCUUCUAUUGCAAAAGGGACGAGGAGAAUCGACGUAACCCUCGGGACAUUCUCCGCAGCAUUCUUCGUCAGCUAGCCACGCCAAUCAAAGAAACUGGAGGUAGAAUGAUCCACGUCGCUCUCAAAGAUCUACCGCAAAGACUUGCACUCAACGGUACAACCCUGGAUGUGUCAACCUGCGAACGGUUGAUACGGGAGCUCAUCGAAGGUUAUUCCAGAACUACAAUUAUUCUCGAUGCACUUGAUGAGUGUGACCGAAACACUCGAGAGGAGCUAAUUGGGGUCCUCGGUAACCUGACGAAUGGGAGUUCAAAGCUUCGCGUCUUUAUCUCUAGUAGACCUGAUGAGGACAUUCUACGCCACUUCAAAGGAACACCUACCAUGGAAAUAGAGGCAACAGACAAUGAAGAAGACAUCUCAUCAUUUGUGAAGGACAAGCUGUUCAGAGACACUCGUUGGACCGUCAUAAGUCCCGACUUUCAGGAAGAGGUCAAAUCUAUAUUUCAGGAGAAAAGCCAAGGAAUGUUCCAAUGGGCAGCACUACAGGUUGACCAGAUUCGUCGACUGAAACUCUGGAGCGAAAGGAGUAUCGGAGAACAGCUCAAGGCCUCACCUAUUGGACUAAAAGGCGCGUACGAUGUGGUCUGGAGUCAGAUCCAGGAGAUGUCCCCGUAUGAAGAGCAACUGGCUAGAAGAGCCUUGCAAUGGGCCUUGUGUGCAUUCAGACCAUUAAAUACUUCUGAUCUUCUGUUAAUGAUGCAGAUUGACCCCGACUCUGGAACGAUAGAGGCUGAUACAGCUUUUACGUCGGAGACUAUCCAGAGCAUCUGUGGAAACCUGCUUGUCUACGAUCGACAGUCGAAUGUCUGGCGGUUCUCGCACUUGUCGGCACGGGAAUACAUUGAGAGGCACCAUUACAGCAUGCUUGAAUCACAUCACCACGCUGCCAUUUCUUCUAUCAAGUUCCUCGCAAGAGAUUUAGUCCCGUUGCCGCGAGAUACGAAGCCAAGUAAAGACCUUAAACCUCUCUGGGUCAUUGCAACGAAUCGAUCUCAUCCAGAUGGUCCUUGCGUUAAAUUCGCAGUUCAGUGUCGCUAUAUAGUUAGUUAUGUAUUUAGGCAUGCACAUAAAUUGGAUUUGCCUGAAUACAGAUACUCCGAACUCUCAAAUCUUCUCCGGAACAUCUUCGAACCUCUUUCCGAAGGAAGCUCGUCUUUUACGGCUUGGAAGCGUCUCUUGUGUGAAACGAAGGCCUUGGGACGUCGCGUAGAGGAGAGAACUGCAGGUCAGGUACCUCGUUUGGAUAUAUCAUCAACACCUCUUCAAAUUAUGUCCAUAUACGGACUCUUUCAUACUCUACGAGGCCUCUGGGACAGGGCUGGGGGCGAAAUCGACGUAUGCCGUAUGUUGACGCCAUCUCCACUGACACUGGCCAUUAUGUAUGAGCAUGAGUCUAUCUGGAAGUUUAUAUUGCUCUCGAAUGCAGAGGUUAACAAAGGCGCCCCGGGGCCUCUUACAGCAGCAAUAGAACACGACAACGUGGAAGCUUUUGAGGCUUUGCUUGAAGCUGGGGCGGAUGUGAACGACGUUCAUCCCUAUUAUGGGUCUAUGAUGAGUCAAAAGGAUCCUAACACAGUAAUUGCGGAUACGCCCUUGAGGGCUGCGUUAUGGCGUUCAAGGAAGCAGCAUCGAAGAUACUUCAUACAGAGAUUACUUGAUGGAGGUGCAGACGUCAAUCUUAGGUCACGACGUAAGACUACUUUGCAGUUCGCUAUCGAGUAUGCCGAUGAAGAAACCGUUAGAAUUCUUCUCGAUGCAAAUACAGAGCUGCAUAGUCCAGACUACCUGCUUCGCCUCGCGACUCGGAACCGCAAAUUCAACCUUGUUCCACUAUUCGUUGAGAUGGGCGCCAACGUAGAAAAGCCAUGGGAAGGAGUUUUGCCAUUAUUAUGGGCGUUGAGGGAGGGAAAUCUACUGGUUGUUCAGUAUUUGUUGGAGAUGUUGGGCACAUCGAUUGACCUGUCUUGUCAAGGUCAUAGGGAGGCAAUUCUCUCAUCCCUUUGGUUUAAUGAGUGGGAAACCUUCGCUUUUCUUUUUGGAUCUAACCCUCAUAUCAACUGGAAGGAGUGUGAAACAGAUACCCUGAGGAGAACCUUAAGGUCAUAUCCCAAGUACGAGUAUGUACUCCAUGGUCUCGGCUUCGAUGGGUAUAAUUUUUCGCUUCAAUGUCUUGAAGGAACACCACACCAUCAGCUGAGCUUGGUGGAUCCUUUACUAAACGCUGGAGCAGACCCAUCAGUCAGCGUCAAUUUCGGCUAUGGGAGUACUUUGACCGCAGCUGCUUUUCAUGGUCGAUUACAUCACGCCCGUGCUCUUCUGGAUCAGGAGAUGUUUCGCAUUAAACAAGAACAGAGAGCUCUGUUCCGGACUGCUUUGUUCUUUAUGCUGAGCGGACAUCUAGGUUUUCCUCAUAAGCGGAAGAAGCCCAUUGGUAACGAAUGCCUUUGCCCAAAAUAUCUCAAGGUUCUUCUACGCCUGUUUGAAGAAGAUUUGAGCGCUUACAUGCCAAUCUAUGACUUCUUAGAUCCGUUGAUCCCGCUAGUAUAUAUCGAUGGAGAGGGAUAUGAGAUUCACAAUUCAUGUCACUUACACGCGAAAGGCUACUUUGGAUACUUUUCUCGACUUUGGUUCUCUAUUAUAUGGGAUCUACAAGAUAACACAUCGCCUCAGCUUCCUCUUAGCUCCCAACUCCGACAAUGGCAGUUUCCUGAGAUAUUGCCACCCAGUUGUUCUAUUGUCACAAAGAUGACUGCACUUUCUAGAGCUCGGCCAAUCUAUUUCAUCAAACUUUCCAUUCGGGGCAGUUACUCUCAGUUCAGUAUCGUUCCGACAAAGCGGGCGGCUAGAGGGCCAUCUAGUCAUAGAUUCGAAGGCGUACGAUGGGCGAAGUACAAGCCCGAAAACUUUGGUGUCACAAGAUUUCCAGACCCGGAUUAUGGGACUGAAUCAUCUAAUACUGAGGUUCCGGCUGCAGCCGGCAAGUUCGUUUCUUCUUAUGGGAACAUGUUUGCUUUGGUUCUCGCAGCUAUGGUUGGGUUGACUUCCUGCUUCAUUGCUCUGGCACUGUCAGCGAGAAAGCAUAGUUAG